GUCUGGCGGUCAGGACGGUCCCCAUCUUCUAAACAGAUUUUCAGAGGUUGUCGGAAGCUCAGAGGUCCCAGGAGAGGUUAUAAAUAUUACUGAAGGGACUGAUGACGGAGGAGUUGUUGGGCCUGGACCUAUCCUGCACAAAUACAAAGAUACCGCAGAUCUGAGAAUAUUAGUAUGCGGUGGAGAUGGAACUGUUGGUUGGGUUCUUUCGGAGUUAGAGCAAAUUCAGUUCAAGUAUCGACCUCCACCAUUAGCUAUCAUUCCGAUGGGAACUGGAAAUGACCUCUCCAGAUCAUUCUACUGGGGAGGAAGGUAUAAAGAUAAACCUGUUAGAAAGGUUCUCUAUGACGUAACCGAGGCUGAGGUUGUUGAAUUAGAUCGCUGGAAACUUGAUUUUCAAGGAAAUGAAGGAGAGAAGCACGAUCGAGCUAUUGACCAGAUUCCUAAGCAGAACUGUGUCUUCAACAACUACUUUUCCUUAGGUAUAGACGCGCACAUAGCUCUCCAGUUCCAUAAUGCUAGAAACGCCAACCAGGAUAAGUUUACCUCAAGAACUAGAAACCUUCUCUUCUACGGGUUGGAGGGUGGAAAGGAUUUGCUCAUUCAAAAAUGGAAAUAUUUAAUGGAACACGUAACUGUCCGAUGUACCUUACAAGACGGAAGGAAAGUUGAUAUAACCAAAAAGCUCAAAGAUUACGGUGCUCAUUCUAUACUCUUUUUAAAUAUUAAGAACUAUUCUGGAGGCACUAGGCCCUGGAAACAAAAGGCUGGUUACAAUGCUUCUCCUAAUGAUGGACUUAUUGAAGUGAUUGCUCUUGACAAUAUUGACCUUGCCCUCUUGCAUAUCGGUGGUUCUGGUGUAUUCGUCUGCCAAGCAAGUGAAGUAGAGCUGAGUACCACAAGGGCAGUUCCAAUGCAGGUGGAUGGAGAACCAAUGCUGGUAAACCCGUGUUGUAUCCGAGUAAAUCUGCACAACAAGGUUCAAAUUCUGGACAAAAAUAAAUCUUCAACCUAUCCAUAUAGAGACCCGGAAAUAGACGAGUGGGCCGCAAGAAAGAUACAGUCUAGUUUUAAACAAUACCGUAGACAAAAAACAGGACUUUCACCUCGAGAGCCUAGUCCUGCACCGGGGGUCACGUGAUAUAUGGCUUCAGCUUUGGUCAAGAUAAACACGGAUAUUAUUCAGUUAUAAUCGAAUACUUCUGAUUUAACUAUAUGAGGAUGUUUUACGCUAAUACUACAUUUAACCACAGAAAGAAGAUGCAACAAUUUUAAGUAUUUUUCCAUUAGCAUUUUAAUUACAUAACAUUGAAAACUCAUUGAAAUAAUAAGGGUCAGAACUUGUUAAAUUUAAUUUAUUUUAGGCCGGGAAAGGGGGGGGGCGAUAUAAAACUUUUUUACGUUAGAUUUUGCAUAAGCUGGCAGUUUUUUUUCCCUAACAAAUCACAUAAAAAAAAGAGUUUGAAGAAAAUUUUGUAUCAGAGGUCAUUGAACUCGAUCUUUAACCUCGAAUACCCCGAGAAAAGAUUACGAUGCUGUAGCCAUUUAAGAAUUGACAAGACUAAUAUUCUAAAUAAUUACAUUUAAAUUAGGUGUUUUUGUUUUUAUGAGAGCUGAUUUAUUCAUUCAUUCAUAUUUUUAUUCAAGUAGAAGUAGAAGUAGUAAGCACGAGAUAAUACAAAUAAAAAUCACCAUUUACUAUGUGAGGGAGUAUAAGGAAAAGGGAGGGUACUCAGCGGUAGGGUUGGAACACAGGGUAACAUAUGUUAUUAAAAUUAUAUUUAUGAACUUCAGGGUGAAGAAGAUAAUAAUGACAAAGUUUAUCCACAUGAUACACAGAUAUAACUUGCAUAACUAUCUGAAAAGAUCUUAGCGACUUUUUUAACGAUUUUGCAGAUUUAGUUUCUUCAAGCUCUAAUUCUAGUUCUGAUACGAGAAUCCUCCAGCAUAAAGAUUUAAAAUUUAAGAAUAAGAAAAUAAUGCCAAUGCAAAGUUGUCAACCUUAUUAAUCCAAAUUUCAAAAAAAGGUCCACAAAUAAGUAAAAACAUUACCGCUGAAAUCUAUAUCUGAUACACUAUGGCGUAGUUAUUGUAACACUAUACUUUUAAUAUCCGUGACAGACGACA
Messenger RNA from Eurytemora carolleeae, 2127 nucleotides. RefSeq names its product diacylglycerol kinase zeta. Gene Ontology annotation, molecular function: ATP-dependent diacylglycerol kinase activity. NCBI's taxonomy places the organism in Eukaryota, Metazoa, Arthropoda, Copepoda, Calanoida, Temoridae. Gene Ontology annotation, biological process: intracellular signal transduction; lipid phosphorylation; diacylglycerol metabolic process. The record is from RefSeq and is a predicted model, not a curated record.